CUCACAUUCCUCCGUGUCAUUGUCUUUCUCACAUUCAAAACACCUUCUCCUUCCAUUCUAUUUAAGAAAAGCAGAGAGACCUCAAUUCGCAAUAACGUAGCUCAGAUCUUCACACCCAUAACCCACUGAUAGGUAAUCAGACACAUUUAGUUGGUGCCCAUGGGAACAGUUGUUGAUGCUGCUGCUAAGAAGGAGGCUAAUGGAAGCUUAGCUGAUCUGAACCCUACAGUUGUUUUUGUAUUGGGUGGCCCUGGCAGCGGAAAGGGUACCCAAUGUGCAAACAUUGUUCAGCACUUUGGGUAUACCCAUCUCAGUGCUGGUGAUCUUCUACGAGCUGAAAUCAAAUCUGGUUCUGAAAAUGGGACCAUGAUUUCAAAUAUGAUUAAAGAAGGAAAGAUUGUUCCUUCCGAAGUAACAAUUAAACUUCUUCAGCGAGCAAUGCUGGAAGGUGGUAAUGACAAAUUUUUGAUUGAUGGGUUUCCUCGUAAUGAAGAAAAUCGUGCCGCAUUUGAGGAUGUGACUAAAAUCGAGCCUUCAUUUGUCCUGUUUUUUGACUGUUCUGAAGAGGAGAUGGAGAGGCGCCUCUUGGGUAGGAACCAGGGAAGAGAGGAUGAUAACAUAGAAACAAUAAGGAAGCGAUUUAAGGUUUUCCUAGAGUCUAGUCUCCCUGUGAUAGAGUACUAUAACUCCAAGGGGAAAGUUCGGAAGAUUGAUGCUGGAAGGCCCGUUGAAGAAGUUUAUGAGUCAGUAAAAGCUAUUUUUGCCCCAAAAAAUGAGAAGGUAAUGGGCCAUUGCCAUGCUUUGAUGAAAUGCUUAAUCUUGUUCUGGAUGUAAUGGUUUAAGAUAUGAUAAGGGAAUUUGUAGAUGCUGUUCAAUGGGAGUGUAUUGUCUUCCUAGUGUGGUUUUGUAAAUAUAAUUGGUGAACUAAAUGCUUCAGAUAGUAAGCUUUAUUGGCAGCCUAUAUUGGGAAACCAACUUCAUUAGAUAACAAAAGGGGACAUUUGAGUUUAACGUUUUAUGAAAGUGAAGGAACUUUUUAGAAUUACAAAUGACCUAAGUAUGAUGUAGUUUAAUGUUGACAUAUGUUUCCUUA
This is a messenger RNA of Prunus persica (peach), 1093 nucleotides long. Its product is annotated as UMP-CMP kinase 3. Bases 160 to 834 code for a protein of 224 amino acids. The record is from RefSeq and is a predicted model, not a curated record. NCBI's taxonomy places the organism in Eukaryota, Viridiplantae, Streptophyta, Magnoliopsida, Rosales, Rosaceae. Gene Ontology annotation, cellular component: cytoplasm; nucleus. Gene Ontology annotation, biological process: 'de novo' pyrimidine nucleobase biosynthetic process; CDP biosynthetic process; UDP biosynthetic process. Gene Ontology annotation, molecular function: ATP binding; UMP kinase activity. The transcript has 8 exons.